Molecule: messenger RNA, 2094 nt
Organism: Fragaria vesca subsp. vesca
Lineage: Eukaryota; Viridiplantae; Streptophyta; Magnoliopsida; Rosales; Rosaceae
Product: BTB/POZ domain-containing protein At5g47800-like
Exons: 5
Coding region: 208-2094 (628 amino acids)
Source: RefSeq, a predicted model, not a curated record
AGAAAAUGUAGUAAUACUAGCUUGGAUCUUGGUCUUUUUCAUUACUGCUAUUCUUAUGAAUCAUUCAAUUUAGGGUGACUCAAUCUCUUUCUGAAUUUACAAAUCUACCAAACAGCUUACAUGCUGCACCCAGUUUUCAAAUUUGAUGGGACAAGUACUGCUUUGAUCAUUGGUUAAGAGAAGAUAUAUAUACCGAUACAUUUGAAGAUGAAGUUUAUGAAAAUUGGGACUAAGCCGGACACCUUCUACACUGAACGAGCUACCAGGUCUGUAGCUUCAGAUGUACCCAGCGACCUUCUCAUACAAAUCAACAACGUCAGUUAUCUUCUCCAUAAGUUUCCAUUGCUUCCAAAAUGUGGGCUGUUACAGCAGCUUUGCUGUGAUUCUGGUGGUCCAGAAAAAGUGAACAUAGAGCUUCACGACAUUCCUGGAGGCGAAGAAGCUUUUGAGCUGUGUGCUAAGUUCUGUUAUGGAAUAAAAAUAAAUCUCAGUGCCUAUAACAUUGUACCUGCAUAUUGUGCUGCUAAAUUCCUUGGAAUGACUGAAUCUGUAGAGAAGGGAAAUUUUGUCCUAAAACUCGAGGCUUUCCUCAACUCAUGCAUUCUCGAAGGUUGGAAAGACUCCAUCAUCACACUACAAAGUACUGUUAAGUUGCCUGACUGGUCUGAGAAUCUUGGAAUCAUCAGAAAGUGCAUCGAUUCAAUUGUUGAAAAAAUCCUAACACCCCCACCAAAGGUGACAUGGUCCUACACAUAUACCAGACCUGGUUACAACAAAAAGCAUCAUCAUCCUGUCCCCAAGGAUUGGUGGACAGAGGAUAUAUCAGACCUUGAUAUAGACCUGUUUCGAUGCAUAGUUACUGCUGUUAGAUCAACAUAUAUGCUGCCACCACAGCUCAUUGGUGAGGCUUUGCAUGUAUACGCUUGUCGUUGGCUACCAGACACCACAAACAUUAGACCUCCUCUGGAUCAAAAUAGCGAUUCUAAUCAGGAUGAAACAUUAAUGGAAAAGAAUCGACGGAUUGUUGAUAACAUUGCUAGCAUGAUUCCUGGAGAUCAGGGAUCGGUUUCAGUUGGUUUCUUGCUAAGGCUUCUUAAUAUUGCAAACUAUUUAGGUGGAGUGUCUCCGGUGACAAAGACAGAACUCCUGAGGAGAUCCAGUUUACAACUUGAAGAGGCGACCGUGAAUGACCUGCUUAUUCCUUCACACUCACCCACUGACCCUGAAUUUUAUGAUAUUGACUUGGUAUUGUCACUCUUGCAAAGUUUCUUGAUGAGAUGGAAAAGACAAUCCCCUGCAGCAGCUGCAGAAAACAGCCACCACUUUUUCAGGACAAUUAGAAAGGUUGGGAAGAUCAUUGAUUCUUACCUACAAGUCGUCGCAACAGAUGCCAACAUGCCAGUAUCAAAAAUGGCAACUCUUGCAGAAGCUUUGCCAGAUAUUGCUAGGGAAGACCAUGAUGACAUCUACAAGGCUAUCAACAUUUAUCUAAAGGAGCAUUCUGAUCUGAGCAAGGCAGACAAGAAGCGGCUGUGCCGCAUUUUAGACUGCCAGAAGUUGUCACCAGAGGUACGUGCUCAUGCUGUCAAAAAUGAGAGGCUACCAUUGAGGAUUGUUGUGCAAGUCCUCUUCUUUGAGCAAGAGAGAGGGUCCAACUCUAAGGCAGCAGUGACAUCUCAUAGACUACCAGACCGGCUGGUGGGGCAACUUUCCAGCUCAGGAAAACAAACAUCAACUACUAGCAGAUCUGAAGAUCAUGCAGCUAAGCUAAGAACGGGUGGAGAUGAUGAAAAACUCAGUAUGGGGAAGGGCACGAGAAGAACCAAUAAUGCAGUUUCUGAAAGCACUAAUGCUCUUGGAACGAGAGGUAUUUAUGAGCAAAGGAAAAGAUCAGAAGCAAAGUCUGCAGCGGAAAUCAAGGAAAGGAAGGCAGUGAAAAGGGGUGAGAUACAAGAAGUGGAAGAAGUAGAUUUGGGAAGAGAAAUCAGGGAGCUGGGAAUAAUAUCAGCUGGGAGCAAGUUGGACGCUCACAAGAUGAUAAACAAGGGAAGUAGAUCAUCAGACCAUGGCCGCGACAAAGCCAAAGACAGAUAG